UUUUUGUUGUCAAUGAAUGUUCAUCCCCCACCUGGUGGGUUAGCAAAUUGUCCAAGCUCUGUUCUUGGUUUUCUAAACUUUUGACAGUAGCAGCUUUACCUUUGCACAAGUAUACAUUCUCCACCCAGAAAGAGGAAAAUUUCCCAUUUUCUCUCAAGACUUCUAUGCACCAUUUCUGCAUUUGUGAGCUUUAGAUGAUCUGAAAAGGUUAAGAUCAAGAGUUUGCUGCAGUGAAAGACAAAGAAGAAUGACAAUGAUUGCUAGUAGCAAGGAAGAUGGGAAUUUGAGUGAUAGGAAAAUGGAAGGUGAUGAGGGUAUGAAGACAUUGGAGUGCCUAAGAGGAAGACUACUGGCAGAGAGACAAGCUUCAAGAGUGGCAAAAGAGGAUGCAGAGUUCAUGGGCAAGAAGUUGAUAGAGCUACAGAACAGGCUGAAAGAAGAGAUCAAACUGAAGAACAAAGCUGAAAAGAAGCUCAAAGUCUUGAAGAGAAAGCUUGAAUCUUUGAAACCUUCUUCUGUAUCAGUUGAAUCAGAACAGUCAUGUUCCUCAGAACAUAGUGCAACAUCCAGAAGGCAAUCCACAAGUACUUCAAGCUCCCAUAACCCAGAAGACAAUGAGCCCAAGCCAACAGUCAAAGACUCAGAAUUCUCAGGAAAUUCAAGUCAAAAUCAAGUAGCAAAGUCCACCAUAUCUGAGAAAAGCCAUGAAAGUGAUCCUUUCACUGAAGAACAUUCAACUGCUCAAUGUACUAGUCCUGCCUCCAGUUCAACUUCUAGCUUAGAAUUUCCUUCCCCAGAAUACCAAAUUCACAAAUCUGAAGAUUCAAAGAGUGGUGAUCAUAUUAGGUAUGUAAUUCCAAUCAGGGCACCAUUGCACCAACUUUUAACCCAACUCUUAGUUACUAAUUGAAGUGUUGCAUGCCAUUUUGUUACUCAUUAUAUAUAAAUAAGGUCCUGACUCCUGAGUGAGCUCAAAUCACAUCCAUUGGGAUUGAAAAGUUGGGACAAAAGUUGGUGCCUCUAGCAUUAUCGGAUUUUGAGUAAUGCAUGUAUUCAAAAG
Messenger RNA from Fragaria vesca subsp. vesca, 1060 nucleotides. RefSeq lists its product as uncharacterized. NCBI's taxonomy places the organism in Eukaryota, Viridiplantae, Streptophyta, Magnoliopsida, Rosales, Rosaceae. The record is from RefSeq and is a predicted model, not a curated record. The transcript is spliced from 3 exons. Bases 248 to 910 code for a protein of 220 amino acids.